Molecule: messenger RNA, 552 nt
Organism: Cantharellus anzutake
Lineage: Eukaryota; Fungi; Basidiomycota; Agaricomycetes; Cantharellales; Hydnaceae
Exons: 4
Coding region: 1-552 (183 amino acids)
Source: RefSeq, a predicted model, not a curated record
AUGGUUGAGACGAAAGAGGACCUCGUGCGAUAUUCCCGAAUGUGGGAGACCCUCAAGCACGCGUUUGGGUUGAGAGUGUUGCAGCCUAAGCCAUCCCCCUUUUCGCUCAUACCGGUAUCAGCAUUUGGCUUUUCCCUUGGGCUCUUAAAAUUUCUAGAGACGACCAUUGCACCUCUGCGCGUUGAACUCAUCAGAUUUGUACGGUUGGCCAAUGAUACUCACCGAGGUACUCUCCAUCAUUCACUCUUGGGAAUUUCCUCCGUCAUCGUCCAGUCUUUCGGCUCUAUCGGUGACUUCUUGACUCUGGGGCGCGAAUAUGAAUGGCGGAGCCUGACAUGUCAUCUUCAAGUUCUAGGGGCUGGGCUCAGUGGAAUCAAUUCAUUUUUUGAGAAUCGCCGUGUUCUUGUACUCGAUACAGCGAUCUGUCUCAAAGCAUGUGUGAAUCGUCAAGGGAAUCAUGGACAGUGGGAGUUCUUCGGGACCAGGCGAAGAAUGAUGGGUGGCUUCGUCAUCCUUUUACCCAAACCGCCUUGGAAAAACAAAAGCGGCUAG